GAGAUUGAAAGAGUAUUCUUUUAGCACAAGCAAUUUAUUCCUGCAGACAGCCAUGUGAACCAGUUAUUCUCACCAAACGGCUCUUCAAACACGCGUUUUUGCCUCCCCACUCCCCGAUAUUUAUGUUGGCGUGUCAGGGACAGCCUUGGGAAUUCGGCAUUUGUAAUAACAGACAGAAACCAAGAGGUGGAGGGGGGACCCUUGAUUUGCAGGGCUAAUGGAGAAAUGAAGGUUGGGCUUGAUGGAGAGGGAAAGGGAAAGGGAAAAUGACAUUAAUGUUAAUGUUGAGGUGAUUCAAUGGGAAGUUUAUGUGGAGGAAGUGGUGCGCAUAUGGAGUUUACGGAGCAGCGUGGAGACGGCCACAGCCAAGAGAGGCGAUCUCUUCGUUAAACUGGACGCCAAACUCCAGGUGCGAAAGGAGUCUCUUUCCCGUUCAGAUGAAGUGGAAGCAAUGUAUAGAAAGCUUGAAUUGCAGAGACAGAGACUGGCAUGUUCUUUGUUGUCAUUGAAAGAAAUGUCACAAGAAGUACAAGAUAGAGAAGAGAAGCUUGCAACUUUAGUUCAAUCACUUUCAGGAGCGGCAAAAUCCUUGUCUGCUGCUCAUGGGAGGUUACAGGAAGCUAACAAAUUGCUGGCAGAAGGGGGUAAUGGUCAACUUUGGCAUUUGAAGAAAAUGCUGUUGACAAGGCAGCAGUUAAUGGUUACCCAAGUUUCAUCUCUUUACCCUAUAGCUCGUGGUGCAGAACCUAAAUCAGGUGAAGGUUCUGGAUCAUCUCCAGUCUCAACCUGCACUGAUUCACCUGUAGAAUCCUUGACCAUUGGAGGCUUGCAGUUGUUUGGACCACCACUAAAAAAGCUGGGCUUCUUCAAUGAUAAGCAGGAAUUUCAAAGCUCUGCAACAGCUCUUGGAUAUGUUGCCCACAUUAUUAAAUUGAUUGCAUCAUAUUUAGAUAUCCCUCUUCGAUAUCCGUUGAGGUUAGGAGGUUCGCGCUCAUAUAUUCAAGAUUAUGCGUCUCUGGUAGAGCCAUCAAUAAAUGAACAGGAAGGAACUUUAGGGAUGGAUUUUUUACAGAAGCAUGUUGUUGAAUUUCCACUAUUUUCAGAGGGCCAAGAACCCACCAGAUCGGCAUAUGCAGUUUUCCUGCUGAACAAGGUUGUUGUGUGAUUUCUGAUACGGGCAUGCGCCUUGUUCUGUCAGUGAUAUGGGAGUAACUGAAGGAAGUUUUGAAAAUGAUUAUUGACUUGACUUCUGAUUUAAAAAAAAUGGUGUAAGAAUUUUUCUUUUAGAGUGCUGUGUGGAUAUAGAGUGAUUGAAGAAAGGCGACUAAAAUAUACAGUGAGAGAAGAAUGCAGUGAUGAUUUAAAAAUUGGUUGUGAAUCGUGAUAUCCAGUUUGGAGACUGCGGUAUUUUUUUAACAGACCGAGUUCCUGGAAGAGAUUGAUAUUCUAGUCUCUGUGAAAGAGUUAUGUUGCUUAUAUGCUGAAUAUGAUAUUUUGAUAUCAGAGACAGAUUUCACGGGUACGGUGUGACUUUGAUGGAUGUGGUACAUGUUCUGGAAGAAGUCUGGUUCUGAGUGUGUGAUUGAGUCUUUGAUAUUCUGUUUGAUGGGAGUGAUAGUGGCUGAGUUGAAGUGACCGGACUGGUGAAAGAGAAGGAUCUCUGUUAGUUUAAAGAGCUUUCAGAAGCUGAGAUUCAUUAUAUGCUGAUCUAUUUUGAUGACUAAAGUUAAGUUAUUUCAGUGCAUACAGAGUAAGCAGCUGGGUGAUCAAGAAG
Molecule: messenger RNA, 1774 nt
Organism: Cryptomeria japonica (Japanese cedar)
Lineage: Eukaryota; Viridiplantae; Streptophyta; Pinopsida; Cupressales; Cupressaceae
Product: vacuolar protein sorting 38
Exons: 6
Coding region: 242-1165 (307 amino acids)
Biological process (GO): SNARE complex assembly
Cellular component (GO): lytic vacuole; endosome
Molecular function (GO): SNARE binding
Source: RefSeq, a predicted model, not a curated record